ACUGGCUCAAUUUAUGAAUGGCAAGAGGUUGUUUUAAAAAUAAUUUAAUAAUUUUCGAUUCAGCAUUUCGUACUGCAAAGAAAAUUGCAAACACGACAGUUUUUCGCAAGUUCGGAGCAAAGCAGAAGUUUUUAUACGACGAAUGCAACAGAAAAACUGGAGAUGAUUUGUACGAUUGUUUGGUAAGAAUGGAGACUCUGACGUCAUACCACCCAUGUUGUACAGCUAAGAUAGGAAAUGAGAAAGAUAACUUGGCGGUUGUUGACCCCAGAUUAAGGGUCUACAAGGUAAAAGGCCUAAGAAUUGCCGACGCUUCAGUAAUGCCGGCAAUAACAUCAGCAAAUAUACAAGCGCCGUGUUACAUGAUUGGCGAAAAAGCUGCUCACAUGCUUAAAGAAGAUUGGAGACUUUGAAAACUUUUCAAACGUGUUAUUUUCUAAUAAACGCGGCAAAAAUUACGCACAAUGCGAAUUAGUGAAGUAAUAAUAUUCAAAAUUAUACUUGUGCACGAGUUGGUAUAGUUAAUAAAAAUUAAUUUGUCGAUUUACUAAGUAUAAUAAAUACACACAAGUUGCA
Molecule: messenger RNA, 576 nt
Organism: Ciona intestinalis (vase tunicate)
Lineage: Eukaryota; Metazoa; Chordata; Ascidiacea; Phlebobranchia; Cionidae
Source: RefSeq, a predicted model, not a curated record